AUCUGUUUUCUCCUGUUUGCUGUUCUCUACAUAGUUUCCUACUUCAUAAUCACAAGAUACAAAAGGAAAGCAGAUGAGCAAGAAGAUGAAGAUGCCAUCGUUAACAGAAUAUCGCUGUUCUUGAGCACCUUCACUCUAGCAGUUUCAGCUGGUGCAGUCCUGCUUCUGCCUUUCUCAAUAAUCAGCAAUGAGAUCCUGCUUUCUUUUCCACAAAACUACUAUAUUCAGUGGCUAAAUGGCUCACUAAUUCAUGGUUUAUGGAAUCUUGCUUCUCUUUUUUCAAAUUUAUGUUUGUUUGUGUUGAUGCCCUUUGCCUUUUUCUUUCUGGAAUCAGAAGGAUUUGCUGGCUUAAAAAAGGGCAUCAGAGCACGCAUUUUGGAAACCCUUGUAAUGCUUAUUCUUCUUGCACUGCUUAUCCUUGGAAUCGUAUGGGUGGCUUCAGCGCUCAUAGACAAUGAUGCUGCCAGUAUGGAGUCUUUGUAUGACCUCUGGGAAUUCUACCUCCCAUAUUUAUAUUCCUGUAUAUCGCUGAUGGGAUGCUUGUUACUUCUGUUAUGCACGCCAGUGGGACUUUCACGGAUGUUUACAGUAAUGGGUCAGUUGCUGGUGAAGCCAACAAUCCUUGAAGACCUAGAUGAGCAGAUGUAUAUCAUCACUUUAGAGGAAGAAGCAAUUCAGAGGAAGCUUAAUGGUAUGUUUGUUCUGAUACUGCUUCAAAUAGAGUAUUUGGAGUAG
Molecule: messenger RNA, 735 nt
Organism: Merops nubicus (carmine bee-eater)
Lineage: Eukaryota; Metazoa; Chordata; Aves; Coraciiformes; Meropidae
Product: limb region 1 protein homolog
Exons: 8
Biological process (GO): signal transduction
Molecular function (GO): transmembrane signaling receptor activity
Source: RefSeq, a predicted model, not a curated record